CGGCAGUUUAAGUGGCUCGAAACUGCUGUUAUAAAGUGCGAAAUUUGCAAUACAUUUUGUACUUCCAUUUUACAUUGAAAUUUUCAUAACAAAUUAGUCAUAAAUUAAGCUAAAACUGUUAACGGCGCGUUGAAGUGUUAUUGCCGCAUUGAAAUUGUAUAAUUGCAAUGAUGUACAUAGUUUAAAAUUUCUUCCCCACAUGUCGUCGACGUCACUGUCGUCACCAGUAAUACGUAUACGUGCUUAAGUUGUGCUGAGCAGCAACAGCGACAGGAAAAACAGAAAAAAACCAAAAAAGCCAUAAACAUACAUAUAUAUAAACCAAAUAACAACAAAAGAGAAGAGAAGAAACAAAAGCUACGAAGAGUUAAGCACUUUGGUUUUGUCUUUUGCUUUUGCUUUUGGUUGUGUUCGUCGUUUCUCUUUUGUAUGCCAAGCUCAACUCCUUCGACGUAAGAAAACGCGCUCAACACUCCUCCACAACAAUAAGAACAACAAACACAGCAACAACAAUAAAAGCACGUUUCUCAACACAUGCACAUUAAAAACACUAGAUUUCUGAGAGCGUUUCCAGUGAAAAAAGUGAGCUAGUGAGAGAGAAAGAGAGGGUGAGCGCGAAACGCAACUCCUUGGCCUUAAUAUUUAGUUGCUUUUGUUGUGUGGCCGUUCGUUUUGUUGUUGUUGUUGUUGCCUCUGAGUGUUGCCUCCUGGUAACUUGCGCGCGCCGUUCAACGAAAGCUGUACAACUGUCAUGGCCGGUAAUGGAGAGGCGUCCUGGUGCUUCUCACAGAUCAAGGGCGCCCUAGACGAUGAUGUCACCGAUGCGGAUAUCAUAUCCUGCGUGGAAUUCAAUCACGAUGGCGAACUGCUGGCCACGGGCGAUAAAGGCGGUCGCGUCGUCAUCUUUCAGCGUGAUCCCGCCUCAAAAACUGCUAAUCCGCGACGCGGUGAAUAUAAUGUCUAUUCGACAUUCCAAUCGCACGAGCCUGAAUUUGAUUAUCUUAAAUCGCUGGAAAUCGAGGAGAAAAUCAAUAAGAUACGAUGGCUCCAUCAAAAGAAUCCCGUGCACUUUCUGCUCUCCACCAAUGACAAAACGGUGAAGUUGUGGAAGGUCAGUGAGCGCGACAAGUCAUUCGAGGGCUACAACACAAAAGAGGAGAACGGUCUGAUAAGAGAUCCACAAAAUGUAACCGCCUUACGAGUUCCUUCUGUGAAGCAAGUACCGCUUAUGGUGGAGGCCUCGCCACGUCGCACCUUUGCCAAUGCACACACCUAUCACAUCAAUUCAAUUAGCGUUAAUUCUGAUCAAGAGACUUUCCUAUCGGCCGACGAUUUGCGCAUUAACCUCUGGCAUCUGGAGGUGGUCAAUCAGAGUUACAAUAUUGUUGACAUCAAGCCAACCAACAUGGAGGAGCUAACGGAAGUGAUCACCGCAGCGGAAUUCCAUCCGACCGAAUGCAAUGUGUUUGUCUACUCCAGCUCCAAGGGCACAAUACGACUAUGUGAUAUGCGAUCGGCGGCGCUAUGCGAUCGCCAUAGCAAACAGUUUGAGGAGCCCGAAAAUCCAACGAAUCGCAGUUUCUUCAGCGAGAUAAUCAGCUCUAUAAGUGACGUCAAAUUGAGCAAUUCAGGCCGCUACAUGAUCUCCAGAGACUACUUGAGCAUCAAGGUGUGGGACUUGCACAUGGAAACGAAACCAAUUGAAACCUAUCCGGUACAUGAAUAUCUUCGGGCCAAGCUGUGCUCGUUGUAUGAGAAUGACUGCAUCUUUGACAAGUUCGAGUGCUGUUGGAAUGGCAAGGAUACCUCAAUAAUGACCGGCAGUUACAAUAACUUUUUCCGUGUAUUUGAUCGCAACUCGAAAAAGGAUGUUACACUGGAGGCAUCCAGGGACAUUAUAAAGCCCAAGACGGUGCUAAAGCCACGCAAAGUUUGCACUGGCGGCAAACGAAAGAAAGACGAAAUCAGCGUCGAUUGUCUGGACUUCAACAAGAAAAUCUUGCACACCGCCUGGCAUCCCGAGGAGAAUAUCAUCGCAGUGGCCGCGACUAAUAAUUUGUUCAUAUUUCAGGAUAAAUUUUAGCUAAAACUUAAUUCGCAAACAUUGUACACAUCCACGCCAACUACUAGGGCCUCGGCACAGCCUUGGCAACAGUGGCAACAGUUGCCUCAUUUAAAUGUUAAUUCGAUUGAUUUGUUUCCAAAGCUCUGUCAAAUUACCCAUAAAUUGUUUAUCUAACGUUUAAUCAGGACCUUAUACAUAAACACACACGCAUACACAUCCAGGCACACACCCAAUACACACAUGUUCACACUCAAAUACACUCACAUACUCAUACACAUAAAUGCCAUAGCAAAAGCUUUGUAACAUUUUUCCUUAGUGAUACAAGAUAAAUAAAAAUUUUUAUACAUAGAUAACAUAAACAAACAAGAAAAAUGAAGGAAACAUAAUGAAGCAGACAUUUAGUUUUCAUUGUAGCGUAAUCAAAGAAACAAUCGAAUUAUCCAACGUAGUGCCCCAAGAUUUUUUAUAUGUAUACAUAAUUACGCGCCCAAGUAUUUCUAAUGAACAACAUAAAAAUAAACAGAAAUAAUAAUAUAUUAUAAUAAAGAAUCACAAAAUGCAUAUUGUCAUACAUUAGAAACCAGGUCCAUUCGUUUUAUGUUCGCUUGUUAAGUUUAAAAAAGAAAACAAAAAAAGAUAAAAACGAAACAAUAUCGGAAAUCAUAUAAAUGAGUAAUGUUUUAAGCAAAUGUUGUGCGCUUUAUUUUGUUGUAUAUUUCUACUUUCGUUUUCAAUCAAGUUCAUUCCAUGCUGUUAAAAACGAAAAAAAAAACAUAAAUAGCUAGCACCUCUAAUAUAUAAUUCUAAAUCUCAAUCCAGAAAACAACUCGAGCGCAUGCCUUUUCCUCAACCUUUAUCCUUAUCUGUUAUCACUCAUGAGAAUCACGCAAAUAUAAAUAAAAAUGCUCAUUAAAAAAAAA
Molecule: messenger RNA, 2985 nt
Organism: Drosophila mojavensis
Lineage: Eukaryota; Metazoa; Arthropoda; Insecta; Diptera; Drosophilidae
Gene: tws
Product: protein phosphatase PP2A 55 kDa regulatory subunit
Exons: 5
Coding region: 752-2083 (443 amino acids)
Biological process (GO): peptidyl-serine dephosphorylation
Cellular component (GO): cytosol; protein phosphatase type 2A complex
Molecular function (GO): protein phosphatase regulator activity; protein binding
Source: RefSeq, a predicted model, not a curated record